Diaporthe batatas is the source of this 1570-nucleotide messenger RNA. RefSeq lists its product as uncharacterized. The coding region runs from base 124 to 975 and encodes 283 amino acids. Gene Ontology annotation, biological process: allantoin catabolic process. The transcript has a single exon. Lineage: Eukaryota; Fungi; Ascomycota; Sordariomycetes; Diaporthales; Diaporthaceae. The record is from RefSeq and is a predicted model, not a curated record. Gene Ontology annotation, molecular function: ureidoglycolate lyase activity; ureidoglycolate hydrolase activity.
CGAGCCUCUUGGUGACCUCUGCCCUUCACCGCCGGCCUAGAACCCCGGCGAGGAGGCAGUCACGGUGGCAUCACCCUUUUCCCUCCUUGUUGAGAUUACGGAUUACUGCGUACGGCAAUUGUGAUGACGGCGCCGCUCAAAAUAACCAUCCGCGGGGUAGAGGUGGUGGUCAAGGCCGAGCCGCUCGAGCCCAGCGGGUUUGCACCGUUUGGCGAGGUUAUCCAGAACCCCAGGCGCGGCCUUCACCCCUCCAAUUUCGCCGCCGCUGCUGCAGCAGGCCCGCUUCCCUUGGCUGCUGUGUCGGCAAACCAGGGCUCUGCCAUCAAGUAUCAGCAUGUCACCCACAUGGUGAACAACUAUGGCCACGCCCCGAGCGGCAGCCCUGGCGUCGCCGUCAUGAACAUGUUUGUCUGCGCCGCGCGCAAGCUGCCCACGACGCACAGCGCCAGCGCCGCCGCCAGCACCACCACGACCACCACGACCACGCCGCCCUCGCGCCUCUUCGAGGUCAACAUCCUCGAGCGCCAUCCCUACACCACACAGACCUUUACUCCGCUCAGCACCUCCGGCCCUGCCAGCCCGCCAGCCGGGCAAGGCUAUCUCGUUAUUGUGGCCCCUGGCAUCCAGGCCCCUUCCGGCUCAUCUUCCCGCUCAUCUGCCGGCUCAUCUACCGCCCGCGGAAUCCACUACAACACCCACGCCCAGAGCCAGCCGGAUCUGCAGAGGCUCAAGGCUUUUAUUGCAACCACCGACCAGGCUGUGACCUACAGUGCCGGCGUGUGGCACGCCCCCAUGGUCGCCCUUGGCCCCGACGGAUCAACCGUCGACUAUGUCGUCACCCAGUUUGCCAACGGCGUUGCCAUUGAGGAUUGUGAGGAGGUGGUCAUCGAGUCCCCAGAGAGAAAUGGCCAUGUCUUGGUCCAGCUGCCUGUGUCAUCUAGCUCAACAUCUAGCUCAACAACUUCCCGCCUUUGACUGCCCUGCCCACCUUGCAAGGCACACAAAAUGACAAGUCAGCCACCAAAACAGCACCACAUCCAGCAACUGCUGCUCCCAUAGACAUGUGUCCUCCAAUGUGCCCCCUUGGAUUCCUGGGCAGCAAUAGAUCGCGAUCCAAACUUAACAGGACUACAAUACGCCAGCUCCGUGCUAUACCACGACUGCAAUAUGGUAUCGCGGUUCUCAUACUGGAGCCUCUUGUCCACCGAGGCUAUUCAAAUUUCCAUAGAAGCAAUCUCACAUUUCAGGGAAUCUGCGAUGCAACGGUUAUUUUUGCAGAAGAUAGCGCCCCUCUCUAUUCUAUGAGAAAAUGCCACUACACUUGCCGAGUCUAGGUCUGGGCGUCAAGAUCACUGCCUGUGUUGGCAGAAACGAGGAGAGCCAGUACGGAGCCUCUGUGAAAAACAUUGACACUCGUGAGCAACAAAGCUUGGUGGACCCCAACCUGAAUGGGUCAUCCCUCAUGCCCGUAUUCUGUUGUCUCUACAACUUGUAUUUUGUUGUUAGGAAGAAGAAGAAACGGCUGGGUGACUGAGCGUUUGCCAGUGUAUGAAGAGACCGUACACCUUCG